AUGGUUCGUGUGGUGGGCACGCUGCCGCGGCGGCGCCGGCAGGCCAUCGCCAAGGUCUCCGUCUCGGCGCUGGUGGCCGCGCUGCCGCUGCUCUACGUGUCGCUGCUGCGGCCACCUUUGGCCGCCCUGGCGAGGGACACCGCCUUCUGGUUCCUCAUGUCCAACUGCGUCAUCGCUGCCAUCGUCGCCACCACCGACGACGCCGGCGCGCUCUUCUUCGGCUCCUCCAACGACGAUGAUCCUUGUGACGAUCGCAACGACCACGUCUCGCGCGGUCAGCCGGUGGACCGUGGCGUCCAAGAAGAGGUGGCGAGCACGGUGGCCGGCAGCAACCCCGUGGACCUUGUUGCGUCGCCUUUUCUGAUCCAAGCCGAAAGCGGAGAUGCAGCGAACAGGGCACGCACCGACGUGCAGCCGAACCACAUGCAUGUUUCGGUACUUCUGCAGCGAGGUGAGCAACACGAGGCGGCGAUCGAACCACUGUAUUCUCGUCCACCGGACGUGCUGGCACACGGCAAGGGCGGGAGACUCCGGCGGUCGGCGACGGAUGGGAGCAAGUCGGCGGCAGAGGAGAGCGAGUACUGGCAACUGAGCGACGAGGAGCUGAACAAGAGGGUGGAGGAUUUCAUCGCGCGGUUCAACAGGCAGAUGAGGCUACAGAUCGAGCAGGAGGCAGGAGUCUGA
Miscanthus lutarioriparius is the source of this 684-nucleotide messenger RNA. NCBI's taxonomy places the organism in Eukaryota, Viridiplantae, Streptophyta, Magnoliopsida, Poales, Poaceae. The record is from the annotation of a GenBank genome assembly.